Molecule: messenger RNA, 492 nt
Organism: Mycena indigotica
Lineage: Eukaryota; Fungi; Basidiomycota; Agaricomycetes; Agaricales; Mycenaceae
Exons: 3
Coding region: 28-492 (154 amino acids)
Source: RefSeq, a predicted model, not a curated record
CUGAGCGCUGCCCCCGCAAAGUUGAAGAUGUCCCGACCACUAAUGCUGCUCUCUGUGUACUUCCUGCUGCUCCCGCAUGUGCACGCACAAUCUUGUGUCCACGGGUUGUGCGACAAGAAGAGCCACGCCGGAUUCUCUAUAAAAGCGUUUGCUGGUGUCUUUGCUGCCAUCAUGGUCGCGAUAUUCGUCGCCGUCGUGUUUAUGCUCCUUCCACGCUGGCGCCGCCGCCGCCGCUCAUCAGAAGAGCCGUAUGCCGACCCCCAACAGGCGGGUGGCACCGAAAGAUACGACUAUGCGGAAUACCACCGUCAGCAAGUCGCGGCGAUCACGCCAGCGCCACGGCGGCCCGCCCCGACACACCCCGCCAGUGCGACAACGCAGCAUGCUCGCAGAUAUGGGAAUCAGGCACCGUUGAGUGCCCUAGAUUCGGUUUCGCCGGCGAAACCUAAGCUUGCACCCACCUUUAAAUCUCUUGGCAGUACUGGUACAUGA